Molecule: messenger RNA, 1282 nt
Organism: Sphaeramia orbicularis (orbiculate cardinalfish)
Lineage: Eukaryota; Metazoa; Chordata; Actinopteri; Kurtiformes; Apogonidae
Gene: gadd45ga
Product: growth arrest and DNA-damage-inducible, gamma a
Exons: 4
Coding region: 100-579 (159 amino acids)
Biological process (GO): regulation of cell cycle
Cellular component (GO): cytoplasm; nucleus
Source: RefSeq, a predicted model, not a curated record
UCCGACCUCAGAAUAACGCAACUGACUACACAGAGACGCGCACAAGCCUAUUCCUGUUCACUACUACAAUACAAUCCCGAUCGCGCUUGGAUUAUAACUAUGACUCUGGAAGAGAUGCACGGACAAGAGAACACAAUGGAUAACACUGAUAGGGCGCAAAGUGCAGGCGCUUCCCUGGAGGAGCUGCUGGUCGCUGCUAAAAAACAAGACUACCUGACAGUUGGAGUUUAUGAAUCUGCAAAAGUCAUGAAUGUUGAUCCAGACAGUGUGGCAUUCUGCAUCCUGGCCACCGAUGAGGAAUACGAGUGUGACAUCGCACUUCAGAUCCACUUUACCCUCAUUCAGGCUUUUUGCUUCGAUAACGACAUCAACGUGGUGCGCGUCAAUGAUAUCGAGCGCUUGGCCGACCUCGUGGGCGCAGACGAAACCGGCGAGCCCAAGGACGCGCACUGCAUUCUUGUCACGAGUCCCAGUGCAAACCCAUGGAAGGACUCAUCAUUGGACAAACUGAGUCUGUUCUGUGAAGAAAGCCGCAGCAUGUACGACUGGGUGCCAACCAUCACACUCCCAGAACGCUGAAAUGACAUUCCCCUGAAAAUGCAUCACAAGAAGAUGAUGAAGAUGAAGUGAAAGUCAAGGAGCUGGGCUUCAGUUAGGGGCGUCGAGCCUUUCCGCCUCACUUGUCUGGAUUAAGAGGCUGUGGCUGCAACCCCCUGCAAGAGCACACACUUCCAGUGCAUUCUGGGUCAGUGUUGGUUGCUGCAUUACCCCGAGGAAGGGUCAUAUUAAGAGAUGGUGUGGACUGCAUCAAGUGUGCAUGGAUUGGACAGAAAGCUUGAUGGACACUGAGAAAGGAGUUGGACUGUGCUGUAUUGUGCAGGAAAAAAAAGUGAUAAAGGAGUGCUCCAGUGACUGUCUGAGAUAGAAGGCGAUGAUAAAGGGAGCGUAGAAGGUCACAGAGAAACAGACUGUGCCAGAAAUGAACUAAAGAAAGUGCAGAGGCUGGACUGAAACUCACUGAGGGGAACGAGGAACAUUCUGGUCUCAAGAGGGCAUCUGAAAAUGUCUGGACUUUUAAUUUUCUUUUCCAGAACAGCCAUCAGGAUCUUCUUGGAGCGACAAGAUUCGCCUCCUGAUUUGGGCUGUGUCUGUACAUGUGACACCAAGGACCAUGAUUUUGCUUUUUAAAUUAUGCAGACAAAACAAUGCAAUACAAGAAUUUGAGUUUCUUUGAAUUGUACACAUUUGAAUGUUUUCUGAAUAAAUAUUUGGAAACAAACUC